AUGGAGCUGGCGGAAGGGAAGAAGAUCUCCUGCAAUAAACUCCUCGCCUUCCUACUCUUCAGCUUCGUCUUCAGCUGCUGUCUCUUUGUUUCUUUUUAUCAGUUCAGGACUUCUGUGCCAGAGUAUCACAAUUCCGGUCCCUUUGAGCAAAUAGCCCACGAUGGAAAUGCCAGCACCGCACCAAGGGGUGACCGCAGGCUGACCAUCCUGCUGUGGACUUGGCCCUUUGGGCAACACUUUGACUUCUUAAACUGCUCAGAGCUCUACGACAUCCCCAACUGCCACUUCACCGUCGACCACAGCUGGUCCCAAAAGGCUGAUGCUGUGAUUAUGCAUCACAGGGAUGUGUACCGGGACGUGGCGGGGCUGGCCCGGCUCCCCAGACUCCCGUCCCAGCUCUGGAUCUGGUUCAACCUGGAGUCUCCAAGUCACUCUCCAAACUUAGGUGCCAUGGACAACCUCUUCAACCUGACCAUGUCCUACCGGAGAGACUCGGACAUCUUCACCCCUUAUGGGCAGCUGCAGCUCCUCAGCCAGCCCCAGCCCCUCAGCAUCCCGCCCAAGACCAAGCUGGUGGCCUGGGUGGUCAGCAACUGGAAAGCUGACUCCCACCGGGUGAAGUACUACCAGGAGCUGAGGAAACACAUCUCUGUGGACAUCUACGGGAGGUAUCACUUGCCCCUGUCCUGGGACAAGCUGCUUCCCACUCUAUCCCAGUACAGCUUCUACCUGGCUUUCGAGAACUCACAGCAUGAAGACUACAUCACCGAGAAGCUCUGGAGGAACGCCUUGUCCUCUGGCACCGUCCCUGUCGUGUUGGGGCCUCCUCGAGAAAACUACGAGCGCUUCUUGCCCCCUGACUCCUUCAUCCAUGUCGAUGACUUUGCCAGCGCUGAGGGCCUGGCGCGGUACCUGCGGGAGCUGAGCGAGGACCCUGAGAGAUACCAGCGCUACUUCCAGUGGCGCAGGUGGUUGAAACCCGUGCUGGGGGGCGGCUGGGGCCCGCAGGUCUGCAGAGCUUGUCACUUCUUGCAGACGACGGAGACCAGGUACCGGGUUGUGCCCGAUCUGUCCGAGUGGUUCGUGUAA
Pterocles gutturalis (yellow-throated sandgrouse) is the source of this 1089-nucleotide messenger RNA. RefSeq names its product alpha-(1,3)-fucosyltransferase 6-like. Gene Ontology annotation, cellular component: membrane. The transcript has a single exon. Gene Ontology annotation, molecular function: alpha-(1->3)-fucosyltransferase activity. The record is from RefSeq and is a predicted model, not a curated record. The coding region runs from base 1 to 1089 and encodes 362 amino acids. NCBI's taxonomy places the organism in Eukaryota, Metazoa, Chordata, Aves, Pterocliformes, Pteroclidae.